GAUAAUCUCACUAGCAGUUGUGGAAAUCGGGGCAGUGCAGCUAUAAUCAGCCUGGACCUAUCUGCGUCCUUUGACCCGAUUAAUCAUCAAAUACUCUUAGAAAAGCUAAAAAUGGAGUUUGGCAUGCGCGAACGCAUCUUAGUUCUGGUUCAAUUUAUAUCUUUCAAACCGCCUUCAAUUUACUAA
This is a messenger RNA of Helobdella robusta, 186 nucleotides long. RefSeq lists its product as hypothetical. The record is from RefSeq and is a predicted model, not a curated record. Lineage: Eukaryota; Metazoa; Annelida; Clitellata; Rhynchobdellida; Glossiphoniidae. The transcript has a single exon. The annotation marks the transcript as partial.